Messenger RNA from Ctenopharyngodon idella (grass carp), 3124 nucleotides. It is a transcript of the gene chrna10a, whose product is annotated as cholinergic receptor, nicotinic, alpha 10a. Gene Ontology annotation, biological process: signal transduction; regulation of membrane potential; chemical synaptic transmission. NCBI's taxonomy places the organism in Eukaryota, Metazoa, Chordata, Actinopteri, Cypriniformes, Xenocyprididae. Gene Ontology annotation, cellular component: neuron projection; membrane; synapse. Gene Ontology annotation, molecular function: transmembrane signaling receptor activity; extracellular ligand-gated monoatomic ion channel activity; neurotransmitter receptor activity. The record is from RefSeq and is a predicted model, not a curated record.
UUGUCUUCUGGGAAACAUGUAAGUAUCUUCUGUUACUUCCGAAGGGGAGUACUAAAUGAAAAAAAUGGAUAUUUAAACGAAAUAAGAAAAAUUUGUACAUCUUCGUCCUGUUCAAAAGUUUUCACCCCCGGCUCUUAAUGCAUCGUGUUUCCUUCUGGAGCAUCAGUGAAUGUUUGAACCUUUUUUAAUAGUUGUGUUUGAGUCCCACAGUUGUCCUCAGUGUGAAAAGACGGAUCUCAAAAUCAUUCAGUCACUGCUGUAAAGGGUUAAAAUAUGCAAAAAAAUCUUUGAAAACUGAAGAAUCCGCAGGACCUGGAGGAUUUUUCUGAAGAACAGAACUCAGUUUAACUGCUCAGAACAAACAAGGAACUCAUGAACAACCAUCACAAAACAAAAAAAAAAAAACAGUCGUAGAUCAUUCAGGUAACCACACACAGUAUUAAGAAUCAAUGGUUCACAAACUUUUGAACGGGGUCAUUUUAAUAAAUUCAGCUAUUUUUUUUGUCUUGUGAAUUAUAUGUAAACAUCUUUUAUGUAAAAUAUCUUACUCAGGACAGUAUUAAUUAAAAAAUAACAUGCAUUUUGUAUGAUCUCUCUUAUUUUGUUAAAAUUAUUAACAUUUUCACAGAUUCUGCAGAUUCUGCAAGUGGUUCACAUACUUUUCCUUGCAACUGUAAGUAAUUUUAAAUGAGUGAAUACUAUCAUUCAUCCAAGGAGUUUAAUUAAUCAUAAGAGCUGCUCUAGAUUUCAUAGGAGCAACUUUAUCCAAGAUUUAAAGGCAAUACUCAUUAAAAGAUUGUACUUGAACAUCAACAUUUUAAUAAUGGAGGAUUUAUCAAAAGCAGCAGAGAAUGUUUUGUGGAAAAGUUAGGAUUCGAGAAUUAAUUAUCUGACUACAAGGUGAUGAGUCAAAAAAAAAGAAAAAAAAAAGAAGAAGUCAAAUAAAAUAUGAUCUGAAAUACAAAGGUCCUCAGACAAAACGGAACCAAUAUGUAAACCAAAAAUAAAAACAAGAUCUAAAGACUUUAAAUCUUGCUUUUAGUUUUGGUUUACAUAUUGGUUCUGUUUUUUCUGGGAAACUUUGUAUUAUAUGAGUGGGACCAGUAACAUGUUGAGUAAGAAUAAAAGAGAAGCAAUGUGAAACGUGAAGCAAGAUAUCCCAGGAUUCUGUUUACUCAGGGUUUAGUAUGACCCAGAGUUAACUAAUUCAAGUGUGAAAAUCCCUUUUUUAUACCCACAGUAUAAUGACCCCAAUUAUUCUACUGUUUACUCUGGCAGCAUAUUCUGUUUCUUGUAGCGCUGAUGAUCACUUCACCAGCACUAUGGACACCAAUGUGGUGAUACGCCAUGACGGCCAGAUCAUGUGGGAUGCUCCAGCCAUCACCAAAAGCUCCUGUAAAGUGGAUGUCUCGUUCUUCCCCUUUGACGCCCAGCAGUGCCGACUGACCUACGGUUCUUGGACUUACAACGGCAACCAGCUUGACAUUUUGAACGCCAUGGAGAGCGCGGAUCUCGCCGACUUGGUUGACAAUGUGGAAUGGGAGGUGCUGGGAAUGCCGGCCAAGAGAAACAUCAUUCUGUACGGCUGCUGUGCAGACCCUUAUCCGGACGUGACAUACACUCUGAAACUGAAGAGAAGGGCCUCGUUUUAUGUGUUCAACUUGCUCAUUCCCUGCGUGAUGAUCUCAUUCUUGGCUCCGCUGGGCUUCUAUCUACCUGCAGACUCUGGGGAGAAAGUGUCCCUGGGGGUUACCGUGAUGCUGGCGCUCACCGUGUUUCAGCUGCUGGUGGCUGAGAUCAUGCCUCCCUCUGAGAAUGUACCUCUUAUAGGAAAGUAUUACAUAGCCACGAUGACCAUGAUCACUGCAUCCACCGCCCUCACCAUCUUUAUUAUGAACAUACAUCACUGUGGCCCUGAGGCCAAACCCGUCCCAGAGUGGGCCAAGAAAUUCAUCCUGCAGUAUCUGGCCAGGAUUUGCUUCGUCUACGAAGUCGGUGAAAACUGCAUGACACCGCAACCAGAGAAACCAGACCCUCAACCGCAGAAGCCGCCCGACUCCAACUGCAACAUGAAUGGGCAAGCUGGGAAAGACGACUUUGUGUUCAAAUUUGAGAGGGGUCAAGAUGCCACAUCUCCAAAACUUGCCGAGGACACAGAAGACAUGUCUCAGAUCAUGAGCCCGGCGUGCUCGCUGGGAAAACACCCCACCUGUCGCUAUGGCGUGUGGAAGGAGGGAAUGUUCAUGAGCAUGGAUUGUGGCGAUGGGGUAGCAGAGGUGGGAAAAGCCACAGGAAGAGGAGGGGAAGGAUGCAGAGAUCAUGAUGGUGGGUUCAAGCCGCAGUGCAAAUGUGAGCAGCAGCAUCUCAUGAGGAAUAUCGAGUAUGUCGCAAACUGUUACCGUGAUCAGAGAGCUACGGCGAGAAGAACGGGGGAGUGGAAAAAGGUUGCCAAGGUUCUGGAUCGAUUCUUCAUGUGGCUGUUUUUCAUUAUGGUUUUCUUCAUGAGCCUGCUCAUAAUGGGGAAAGCCAUAUGACACGGAAGUGUUUGUGACUGAAAGAAGGAUACAACUUAUCGCAAAACAAACCCAGACAGAAUGAUCAAAACGAAAACAUUUGGCGACAAUGACACACUGGUCAAAAGUAUGUAAUAAUUAGAAAAUAUUAAUUACUCCAAAUUGCUACUGGUUUGACCACUAGUGUACACUAUAAUUAAAAAAAUAAAUAUAUUUCAUGUCAGUUUUUUAUUAUUAUUUUUAUUUUAUUAUGUGAGAAAGAAGUGACACAAAACAUGAAAAAGCACAGCUAUGAAGGAAAGUGGUUGCCAGGGUCAACAGUAAAAUACUUGAGCACAGAAUACUGUGUUUGACCAAUCAGAAUCAAGUAUUUCAGAGAGCCGUUUAAUAUACAUUUUUUUUAUGAUAAAGCCAUUUAGCCUGAGUGAUUUGUGAUUAGCUAGCAAUUAUUAUUACUUUUUCUUUUAAAUAUUUUUUGAGAUGUUUACAGCCAUAAAUGAUGAGUAAAUGUUUGAGUUCAGUGAGAUCUACGAUACUAAAAACUAAGGAAAUCCUGUCCGCUCCUCUGAUCAACAUGCCUGAAACAGAAGCAUUAAAAAACUGAUGACAGA